Molecule: messenger RNA, 1041 nt
Organism: Monoraphidium neglectum
Lineage: Eukaryota; Viridiplantae; Chlorophyta; Chlorophyceae; Sphaeropleales; Selenastraceae
Product: hydroxymethylglutaryl-CoA lyase
Exons: 9
Coding region: 1-1041 (346 amino acids)
Biological process (GO): ketone body biosynthetic process; L-leucine catabolic process
Molecular function (GO): hydroxymethylglutaryl-CoA lyase activity
Source: RefSeq, a predicted model, not a curated record
AUGUCAGGCCUUGCUGAGCGCCACCCCGUGGCGCCGGCGUUCCAGGGGCGGCCGCUGCCGGCCAGCGUCAAAAUCGUCGAGGUGGGGCCUAGGGACGGCCUGCAGAAUGAGAAGGAGACGAUACCAACAGAUGUGAAGGUCGAAUUCAUCGACCGCCUGUCAGCCGCCGGCCUGGCCUACAUUGAGGCCACCAGCUUUGUGUCCCCCAAGUGGGUGCCCCAGCUCGCGGACGGCGCGAACGUGAUGGGCCGCAUCCGGCGGCGCCCCGGGGUGACGUACUCGCAAGGGCCAAACCUUGGUACCGCCGCCGCCGCAGCCGCUGCCGCUGCCAUCGAGCCGGGGUCUCGUCCCUCCAGCGGCUUCGAGCGCGCGCUGCAGGCGGGGGUGGACGAGGUGGCGAUCUUUGCAGCUGCCAGCGAGGCGUUCAGCAGAAAGAACCUCAACUGCUCCAUCCAGGAGAGCCUCGAGCGGUUUGUGGAGGUGGCAGAUGCGGCCAAGGCCGCCGGCAUUCCAGUGCGCGGCUACGUCUCGUGCGCCGCCGGCUGCCCCUACAGCGGCCGCGUCGAGCCCGCCGCCGCCGCGGCCGUGGCGCGCGCUCUGUGGGACAUGGGUUGCCACGAAAUAUCACUGGGUGACACCAUCGGCGUCGCGACGCCGGCGUCUGUGACAGCCAUGUUCGAGGCAGCAGCCAAGGAGGUGCCUAUAGAGCAUCUGGCGGCGCACAUGCACGACACGUACGGCCAGGCGCUCGCCAACAUUCUGGCGGCCAUCCAGCUGGGUGUGCACGUGGUGGACGCCAGCGUGGCGGGCCUGGGCGGCUGCCCCUACGCUAAGGGCGCCAGCGGGAACGUUGCGACAGAGGAUGUCGUCUACAUGCUGAGCGGCCUGGGCAUAUCCCACGGCGUCGACGCGGCGGCCCUGGCCGACGCAGGCGAGUUCAUCUGCGCCGCCAUCGGCCGCGAGAGCCAGUCGCGCGUCGCGAGGGCGACGCGCGGCGCGCGGCAGGGCGCGGCGGCGCGGCGACUCGAGCCGGAGCAGUGA